AUGCGCCUGCUUUUGCUUAUUUUUGCCCUAACCUCCCUGGCGUCGGCCGCCAAGGUGGCACUCUUCAUUUUGGAAUUCUCGAAUAGUCAGAUUUUGUUCAACAAGAGAGUGGCGCAGACAUUGGCAGAGGGAGGGCAUGAUGUCACCCUCAUUAACAUAAAUCCGUACAAAGGAGGGUUGCGGAAGACUAUCGACAAGGAUUCGAGCAUUAAAGAAUUCAACGUCGAUGCCUCCGGCAACGUGACGCAAGAUGACAUGGAUGAAAUGACGUCCCAUAUGACGUUCCGGGACUUCUCCUUCUUCGACGCGAAGGGCAGGGAGGCGAUGAGCUUCUGGGGGAAGAUCAUGGGCGAAUCGUGUGAAGGCACCAUCCGGAACCAAGAACUCGUCCCGUUCCUGAAAGCGGAAAAGUUUGACGUCGUCUUCACGCACGCGUACGACUACUGCCCGCUGGGCAUCAUCCACAUGGCUGGGAUCAAAUCCUGGGUUUGGCUCGUCUCCGGCGACCUGCGAGCGAAUAUCGGGGCCUCGGUGGGCGUACCCUACUUUUCCAGCUUCAUUCCACCUGGCGUCAUGGACUCUGGAAAUCGGAUGACGUUCACGCAGCGGGUGAAGAGUCUCAUCGGGAACACCCUCGGAUUUGCCCUACAUCCAUGGAUGAUCCCGAACCCUCAAACUGCCCUCUUCCGCAAACACAUCCGCCCCGAUUUCCCGGAUCUCCACCUCGACAUCGCCCCGACGUGCCCUCUGGUGAUGGUGAACACGAACGAGCUGUACGCCCAAGCAACGCCCACCCUGCAUAAGGUCGUCAACAUUGGCGGACUUGGGAUGCAGUUUAAGGACGCGAAGGCGUUGCCUGAGGAGUACGAGAAGCUACUUUCGAAUACGAAGGGACUUUUCAUCAUGUCGUUCGGCUCGGUGGCAAACUCGACAAUGAUGCCGCAGAGUUGGAAGGAAUCCCUGAUGACCGCCUUUGGAAAAUUCCCCGACUACCAAUUCGUGAUGAGGUACACCGGCUCGGAUAUUGACGGGAUUAAGCCGAAAAAUGUGAAGCUGACGAAGUGGAUACCGCAGGCCGAUCUUUUGAAGCACAAAAAGACGGUCGGGUUCAUCACACACGGUGGAUAUAACAGCUAUCAGGAAACAAUCCUCGCCGGAAAACCCAUGAUCGCCAUCCCACUCUUCGGAGAUCAACUCAAAAAUGCGCGCACGGCCGAGCAGCUCGGCCUGGCCAUCGUCCUCAACAAGUUGACGCUCAGCGCCCCUGACCAUCUUGUCGAAGCCAUUCAGAAGCUCAUCGAUGAUAAGCAACUUGCCGCCACCGCCGAAAAACUCUCCAAAAUGGCCGCCAAAAAGCCGAUAAAGCCCGAGGAGUUGCUGAACAAGUGGACGACGUUUUUGGCCGAGUUCAAGACGAUCGACCAACUCGUGCCGGAAAGUGUGAACCUCAACUUCAUACAGCUCUAUCAACUCGAUGUCCUGGCUUUGCUUGGCUCGGUUCUCUUCAUCGUCACCUACCUCGUCUACCGGCUGACGCGUUGCGUCGUGCGUUGCGUGUGCUGUCGCGGCGCCGCCAAGCAAAAGUCCGAA
Messenger RNA from Mesorhabditis spiculigera, 1590 nucleotides. The record is from the annotation of a GenBank genome assembly. Lineage: Eukaryota; Metazoa; Nematoda; Chromadorea; Rhabditida; Rhabditidae.